Molecule: messenger RNA, 1581 nt
Organism: Mus musculus (house mouse)
Lineage: Eukaryota; Metazoa; Chordata; Mammalia; Rodentia; Muridae
Gene: Potefam2
Product: POTE ankyrin domain family member 2
Exons: 9
Coding region: 194-1291 (365 amino acids)
Source: RefSeq, a predicted model, not a curated record
AGUUACCCUGAGGAAGAAAGCCCAAGCUUUUGUUUACCAUUGUUGCUUAGAAACGGCUGCUUGUUUGACUGGUCAGAGUUUAUCACUUCUGGGAUUCCCAGAGUUGGAUUCUGACUGUUAGAAGUUCAGUGAUUAAAAGUUUAUAUUUCUUAAAAUUAUUUAAUUCUGAGCUGACGCAAAGGUGACCACAGAGAUGUUCUCCACCUUUAAGAAGCUCUGCUGCUGUAAGAGAGAGCCGAAAACCCCUUUGGGGUUUUGUGAUGGCCCAAGCACCUGUAAGUGGAGCUUGGCGUGUUGUGACUGUAGUCAAGACAGGUAUGGCCAGUCUUAUGAUCCAGAUAAUAAAUUCCAUGAAGCAGUGUGCAUGGGAAAGAUUAAAGUGGUGCUGCAUCUCCUCUCUAAGAAGAAAUUUACCAUAAAUGACCAGGACAAAGGAAAACGAACUGCACUGCACUUCGCAUGUUUUUAUGGUCAUCUGCAUCUGGUUCAAUUCUUAUUAUAUAAUGACUGCAUGAUAAAUGCCCUUGAUGAUCAAAAGGCCACACCAUUAAUGAAGGCUGUACAAAGCUGGGAGACAAAGAUUGUUUCUGUCCUCCUUGAUAAUGGAGCAGAUCCCAAUUGUAAAGAUUUCAAUGGAGAAACAGCACUACAUCAGGCGGUAUAUGUUAACAGUCCAGAUAUUGCCACCUGUCUUCUUGAAUAUGGAGCAGAAAUUGAAGAAACUACUAGGGAUGGGUUUACACCUCUACUUCUAGCACUCCGAGAAAGAAAAUUCCUCAUGGUAGAAUAUUUAAUAAAAAAUGGUGCAAAUAUUCAUGCCUGGGAUGAUUAUCAAAGAACAGCACUCAUGUAUGCUGUUCAAUGUGAUUCUGAAGCCAUUGUCAAGCAAUUACUGGAGAAAGGUGUUGAUCAUUCCUUAAAGGAUGCAUUUGGAUGGAGUGCACUUCAGUAUGCAGUGGCAGGGAAACGCAAAGUAAGGAGUUUAAUUUUGGACUAUGAGGACUCACUCCUCUUAGGUCAGCACCAUAUCUUCUCAGGACAGCUGCGUACAGACUUCUAUUCAUCGGGAUAUUGCAUCAAGUCUGAGUCACUGAUUUCUAUGUGCUCAAGAGAGGAGGAAAUAGAAAAUUCUGAAAUUCAGCAAGACAUUCCUGAGAAUAUUAUGGAAAAUGGGAUAGAUUAUUUACCAGAAUCUUCUAAAAACUGUGAAGAUGUUGAAAAACAAAAAGGUAAGGAGUAUUCUUACUUUGUAUUAUUGACAGAAGUUUGCUUAGAUAGCAUAGUCAAAUAAAAUGAGCUACAUCUUAUUAAUUAAAACAGAAGUAAAAUGUCAAUAUGUUAGGGCAGAAGAGUUUCACACAAAUGUCAGUAAAAGAGUUGCCUUUUAUUUUAUUUAAUAUUUUUGGGAAUAUUGCUCUUGUUCAAUGUAUUUACAUUACUUUAACCUUUCCCACUAUUCCUCCACCACUUCCUGUGCUCCCGACACUCUCUUAAGUUUAUUUAUUAGAUAUUUUCUUUAUAUACACUUCGAAUUUCAAAAGCUAUCCAGAAAGUUCCCUAUACCAUGCCCCCAUGCUACUC